AUGGAUAGUAGUCAAUCCUCUCUACAGAUUCCAAAAUCGCAGUCUACCAAGGAACCAAUUGUAGCAAAAACCCCAGCGAAGGAGAAGCCGAAAGUGAUCAUUCUAACUCCAGCGCGUAGAAGUAUUACUCGAACAAAGAAUAUAACGAUACGGAAAGUGAGGCGAAAACGGCGGAGAAAAGGAAAACUUUCGUUUCGUUUGUAGUUUUAGU
Molecule: messenger RNA, 211 nt
Organism: Blastocystis hominis
Lineage: Eukaryota; Bigyra; Opalinata; Blastocystidae
Exons: 2
Coding region: 1-204 (67 amino acids)
Source: RefSeq, a predicted model, not a curated record